CAGGGCUUGGCCUCGCAGCUUCUCCUGUCUGUCUCUUUGUCUUCAGCCCAGACUGCAAAGUUUGCUGCUUCCCACUGGCCUGGAUCGAUCAUUAGGAAGGCAGAGGAAACUUACACUCAGUUCAAACUUCACCCUGAGACUUUGGUUUCUGCUGGCUCCUUUCCUUUCCCUUCACAGAGACAUAAGAAAAGACACCCCACACUGUCUCCCAAUGAAGAUAGCUUGCUGGCUACUGGCAGGUUUUUACCUGUUCUUCUGCUGCAGGGCUGAAGAGGGCCUGGACUUCCCCACCUACGAUGGGAAGGAUCGGGUGUUUGACCUGAACGAGAAGAACUACAAGCAGGCCCUGAAGAAGUAUGAUGUGCUCUGCCUGCUCUUCCAUGAACCUGUGGGCUCAGAUAAAGUCUCUCAGAAGCAGUUCCAGAUGACAGAGAUGGUACUGGAGCUCGCUGCUCAGGUCCUGGAAACUAAAGGUUUCGGCUUCGGGUUUGUGGAUUCCAAGAAAGAUGCAAAACUUGCCAAAAAGCUGGGCAUGGACGAAGAAGGAAGCCUCUAUAUCUUCAAGGAGGAGCGUAUGAUUGAAUUUGACGGAGAACUGGCUGCAGAUGUCUUGGUUGAAUUCCUCCUAGACUUGCUGGAGGACCCAGUGGAAAUCAUCAACAGCAAGCUGGAGCUACAGGCCUUUGACCGCAUUGAGGACGAGAUCAAACUCAUUGGCUACUUCAAAGGAGAAGACUCUGAACAUUACAAGGCAUUUGAAGAGGCAGCGGAACACUUCCAACCAUCCAUCAAAUUCUUUGCCACCUUUGACAAAGGGGUUGCAAAGAAACUAGCUCUGAAGCUGAAUGAGGUGGAUUUCUACGAGCCAUUCAUGGAUGAGCCCGUUCAUGUCCCCGAUAAGCCUUACACAGAAGAAGAACUGGUUGAGUUUGUGAAGGAGCACAAAAGAGCCACCUUAAGGAAGCUGCGUCCAGAAGACAUGUUUGAGACCUGGGAGGAUGACUUGGAUGGAAUCCACAUUGUGGCCUUCGCUGAAGAAGAUGACCCGGAUGGCUUUGAGUUCCUGGAGAUUCUGAAGCAAGUUGCCAAGGAGAACACUGACAAUCCUGACCUAAGCAUUGUGUGGAUUGAUCCUGAUGACUUUCCUCUGCUCAUCACCUAUUGGGAGAAGAUCUUCAAGAUUGACCUAUUCAAGCCACAGAUCGGGGUGGUAAAUGUCACAGAUGCAGACAGUAUUUGGAUGGAAAUCAGGGAUGAUGAUGACCUGCCCACAGCUGAGGAGUUGGAAGACUGGAUAGAGGAUGUGCUCUCUGGGAAGAUAAACACAGAAGAUGAUGACGACGACGAUGACAAUGAUGACGACGAUGAUGACGACAAUGACGACGAUGAUGAUGAUGAUUAGAUUUGACUCUGUACAAUUUGUCUUCUAGACAGUGAGCCGUUUUCACUUGGGGCAGGUUGCUGUGCCUCCUAAAUGGCUGUCCUGCCUACUUGGCCUUAUGAAGACUGUUUCCAGUGGUCACAGAAUACCUGUCUCCUCCUCCUUUCCCACCCCUCCUGCUCCCAACACCAAAAAACCUCUUUGGCCUGGUUUCCAGAGGUUCUGCACACCCACAGCUCUCAGUGAAAUCAACAACAGCUGCAGAUGCUCAGCACCGCUGAAAAUCAGGCCUCACCAGUAUGGACAACAAAAAUCUGCAGGGAAUUUCCCCUGAUGUUUCUGUGAGUUACUCUUGGGUAGUAGGUAAAUGGUAGGGGGCCUUUCUCCAUGCUACCAAAAGGUGUGGGGAGCUAACUUCUAUUUCCAUGCUAAUCGGCCUCUUAUAUUUUAAGACCUAAUCUUAUUGUAAGACACCAGGAAGGUCAUUGAAAAAUACUGCCCAUCUCAUUAAACAAAACAUCCUUCACAGCUGCUCAGCUAAACAGCACAGCAAAGACCACAAUAUCCCACAAACUCUGCUUUGGGUGUCUGGUACUUCUCCACUAAUGACAUCAUAAAUGCCAUGUGUUGUUUUUUUUAAAAGGAUGGUAGUUAAAAUCUAAAUUAUCCAUAUAAUGCAAGAAUAUUCCCUUGGUGCAGAAUUCUGCAAAACAAUUGCACCCAAACCCAUUAAACCUGCCUGGAUUGGUGUGUCACUGCAGGCUCCAAACUCAGGCAAGGCUGGUGAAAGCGUAGAAAUAUGGAUGGGUCAGAACGUCAGGUCUGAAAGAUCCUGAGGAGUUCAGUUCAAGGUCUGAAUCCAAACUCUGAGGUUCAGAACCAAUGGACUGAAAUUAAACACUGAUUCCUGACCCCAGAGCUUUGAGAUAAUCCAGAUCUGAACUCUGCCACUCUGAUCCAUCUGUCUGAUGGGUGGAACCAGAGCACCAUAUACAAACUACCUGAAUUUUGGGAAAGUUUGCAUCCACAUCUGAAUCUGGAUUUGAACUGUCUGGCUUAGGCCUAUCUCUUCUUUUACGGGAUCCUUAGCUGAUUUAUCGUUGUGCAUUGAGAUCAUAUGAAAUACACAACUUGAAAUUACGUACGGGGCACACCCCACCACAUGUGGAAAUCAAAAGAAAUGUUCAUUGUAAUCCCCCCAAAAGCCCUCCCAUUCCACAUGACUGUACAACCCUAGAGUCCUCUGAACCUUAUUCCUGCAUUGCCUCUUUUCCAGUGAACAAACUGCCAGGUCGGGACAGGUCUGUUUAGCUUCACUAGACAAGCUUGUUGGAUGAAUAAUUUUGGUGUGGUAACCAUCAGUGAAAGGAUCAAAUUGUCUGGCUUUUAAGUAGUUGUGGGACUGGGUUUGAAAGUUAUAUUCUACAUAAAUGUUCACACAUCCCUUAGUCCUAAGGGUGCAGCCUCUUUUGGCUGCAGACUCUAAAGGACAUCACAGCAUUCAUCUGCAGUCAUAGGGCCACUCACAAUAGGGGUCAGAAACUUGAUCUUGUAGAAUGCAGGGCCACCCAUGAGAAAUCCGUACAUAAACCAACCUGACAUCUUUAGGGCUCAUGGAUUUCCCUCACCUGCAGAUUUCAAUUGUCCUGCUUUAUUAGGUUUUAGUGCAACAGAAGGACAAUCUGAGGACAUUCUUACUGGUAGGAAUUAAUCUUCAAAUUGUCUUUCCUCAUUAGCUUAGUUAGGCUCUUUUUCUUCUCUCUUACUAGAGAUACACAACCUUCUGAUCUUGUUUACACUGGAGCAAGUCAGAAGUAACUAUUGAAGUCAAUUGAAUUAACACUGAUAGAAAGCUGGUGGAGGUGAGAUGAGAAUCAGGACUCAUUAGGUCACUGUAUUAAUGUGAACUAACCCAACAAGAGCUAAGGUUUACACUCCAGAAACUGCCUCUGUCUAAGUGAACUGCAAAGUAAAAUUUUAUAGUGCUAUCUAUAUUUACAUAUAGCUAGAAACCUGCCCUUCCCUGGUUUAAAAUAUGUGCGGGGGGUGGGUGCGGAUUUUCUAUGUAUUUACAUUUGGAACAUCAAGUGCUCACUUCCCUUUCUGUUCUAGAGGACUUGGUGAGAUCUUUGGAGGAUUUGAAGGAUGAUGUCACUCUAGGCUGUACUGUGAGCUGUCUCCUGCUUUCUUACUGCUUCCUGGAAAGGGGGUGCUAACUCUUAACCCUUCUCCCAUUGGUUGAGGUGAGGAGGAGUCACAGCUCUGUCUACAACCAACAGUGAUGGUCUUAUAGUUCAGGCUCUCCAGAAUUCUGCCCAAGAUCCUCUAAGGUGACCAGAUGUCCCAACUUUAUAGGGACAGUCCUGAUUUUGGGGUAUUUUUCUUA
This is a messenger RNA of Chelonoidis abingdonii (Abingdon island giant tortoise), 3767 nucleotides long. RefSeq names its product calsequestrin 2 (gene CASQ2). Lineage: Eukaryota; Metazoa; Chordata; Testudines; Testudinidae. Gene Ontology annotation, cellular component: sarcoplasmic reticulum lumen; Z disc. Gene Ontology annotation, biological process: regulation of cardiac muscle contraction by regulation of the release of sequestered calcium ion. Gene Ontology annotation, molecular function: calcium ion binding. The record is from RefSeq and is a predicted model, not a curated record.